Brassica napus (rape) is the source of this 672-nucleotide messenger RNA. RefSeq names its product chromatin-remodeling ATPase INO80-like. The record is from RefSeq and is a predicted model, not a curated record. Bases 1 to 672 code for a protein of 223 amino acids. Lineage: Eukaryota; Viridiplantae; Streptophyta; Magnoliopsida; Brassicales; Brassicaceae. The transcript is spliced from 2 exons.
AUGGAUGCAUCACUCGGAAUGGAUGAUGAUGAGUUUUUAAUUAGGCAAGUUGAAGCAGUUGAAGCAUCUUUUGGAUUGAACUCACAGACGGCUGAAGGGGUGCAAGGUUCGAAGGAUAAAGAUAGUGGAGCGGCUGUAGAUGGGGUUAAUCCGGCUUCGGGUAAUAUGCUACAACAAGAGAAGCAAAAGAGCUGUGCACUAGGAACAGUAGUGGAAGUAGUGGAGAAUGGAAGUAAAAAGCGGGCUCACGUUGAAGCAGCUGAAGACGUCGUUUGUGGGGUUAAUCCGGAUAAUAUGCAUCAACAAAACUGUACGCUACAAGAGAAGGAAAAGAGCUGUGGAGAAGGAACAGUUGUGGAGAAUGGAAAUGAAGAUGAAGAUGAAGGUGAUGGUGGAAAUGAAGAUAAAGAUGAUGUUGGAAAUGAAGAUGAAGAUGAAGAUGACGAGGACUAUGAUUAUAAUGGCUGGCAUGAGUUUGUUGGAAAUGACUGUGAGAGAGACGAAGAUGAUGAUUUUGAUGGAUGUCCACCAAAAGGAGGUCGUGGUGGACGGUCUGGUCGUAAUGGUUAUGAGCAUUCUGUGGUCACCAAAGUUAGAGGUCAAGGUCUGGAAGAGGCCAAUGGUCAAGGGCUACAGGUGGAUCUUCGUCAGACAAACAGUGUUGCAAUAUGA